GCCAAGUAGAAUUUAAAGGUGAGGGAGGAAUGAGAUGAGGAUUAGGUAGGAAAUUAUUAUUAACUUAUGAAUAACGAAUGAGUGAAAAGUCAUUAUUGUUAAGUGUUUAAGAAUCGAUUAUGGUGUGUAUGAUACAAUUUGCCAUGAUUUAGUUCAAUUACUUUGUUGGCUACAUUUGCUUGGUUCAGCAACAUCAUGGAUAUAGUAGAACCGGUACCAAUCAUCUUCAAUUGUUAGAUAGGAAAGUAAAUCAACAGACAAAAAGGUUCCUGGCUUCUCUAGUAUGAGAAGAUUGUCCAGUGAUUCAGUCCUCAAAGAUGUCAUCCAAAGGUAAUUUAAUAGAGGGAAAACCGCCGGUUUUAUCAACCAUGUCUCCUCCUACCCCCAAGCUGGCUUUAAACUCUGAUUUGAAUGAGUUUGUUUGCGGCUGGGGUGCUGCGAUUGUCAACAUCACCAUCACUUUUCCGCUCAACAAGAUUAUCUUUCGCCAGAUGUUACACAAUGUUGGAGUUUCUGGAGCAAUCAGACAAAUGUCUAAGGAAGGUAUUCUGUUCCUCUAUCGUGGUAUUCUCCCUCCUCUAUGCCAGAAGUCCAUCUCCACCUCGCUCAUGUUCGGCAUCUACGAGAACUGUCGCUCAAGGUUGGUAGAUCUGGGCGUGCCCAAAGUCACCAGUACCUUCGUAGCUGCCAACAUCGCAGGAACGACGGAAGCUAUUCUUGCUCCCUUCGAGAGGCUACAAACUCUCAUGCAGCAUAGUCAAUUCCACUCGGAGUUCAAGAACUCCCAGCACGCCAUCAGGGUAAUAGCUGUAAAUUACGGUAUCAGAGAAUUCUAUCGCGGUCUUGUUCCGAUAUUAUUGCGAAACGGACCGUCGAACUUGUUCUUCUUCAUGGCCCGAGAACAAGCGGAUGCCAUUUUACCUAAGGCAGAUUCUUUAAUUGGAAGUACAAUGAAAGGAUUUGUCAUUGGUGCUGUGAUUGGAGCAGUUGGUAGUACAGUGUUUUACCCUCUGAAUGUGAUCAAGGUUCACGUACAAAGUCGGCUCGGCGGGCCGUACCAAUCGACAUGGGGUGCUGUUCGCGAGAUUUACUAUGCUCGUGAUGGCAGUAUGCGAAAGUUUUACCGAGGAGUACAUAUGAAUUAUACCCGAUCUUUCAUUAGCUGGGGAAUUAUUAAUGUUGCUUACGAGAAAUUAAAAGAGCUUUUAAGUCAAGAAUAGGUUAGUUUAUUUGAAUUUUAUUUAUUGUAUUCCAGCUGUUUUAAGCUGUGUAUAUGUGAAGUAUAUUUUUGUUAGUUUGAAUCGUACUACGCCAAAUGCUGAAUCUGUACAUAUACUUGUUCUAUUAUAGCCAUAGGUGUACAUUUGAUUAUGUAAUAUACAGUUCAUGUUCUAUGAAGUUAUGUGUAGUUUGAAACAUUGAUGUUAUACGAGUGUCAAUCCUAUUAAAUUACUAGCCCUGUAUUGUGGUUUAAGAGUCGUUGGAGGCUAGCGGACAUCUUGGAUUAUUUCAAACCGCUGUUAAAUGGUUCAUCCAAAAAUAUUUUUUCAAAUACCAAAGUGAUUGUAUUUUAAAAUAUUUAAGUUAAGUCUUUGUUUCGUGCACUGUGAGAUCAACAAUUUUCUUUGAAGUUUAGUUGUUGUUUUCCAAGGGAGUCAAUACAGGCUAACAGCCAUCUUGGAUUUGCCCGCCAUAAGAGCAAUGUUAAUUUUGUUAAUUUCAUACAGCCGCUGAAGAGUUAUUCACCAUCUCAAAAUAUUUUUUCAAAGACCAAAGUGUUUUUAAUUUUAAUAUCUAGUGCACUGUGUGAUAGAAAUUUCUUUCUACUUUUCUAAUCGUUUUAUGAAUUAAAACGUUUAGGCUCCAAGGACUCUUAAUUGAAAUAGUAGGAAUUACUCAGGCUCUACAUUUUAAUUGACUUGACUUUAAAUUUGUUUGCUUAGAUUAUUAAAUUGUUACCAAUCAGUGCAUCAUAAUACUGUACAUUUUAAUUGAAUAAUCACAGAUUAUUUCCGGGGAAUGUUAUGGUGUUUGCAUUUUUUAAACUUCAAAAUAUAUUUUUUCUAUUUUUAUUAAAUUUUUUUUAAACCUUGGUUUAUCCACAGUUAUUGUAACAAAGUCCUACUUUUACUUUUCUCAUCAUAAAAAAAUCCUCAUUUGAUAAAUAAUGGAGGUAUUAAAUCUAUUAAUUGAAAUACUAACCUGUCACUGAAAAAUGAUAAUGUUAUAUAUUUACAGCUAAAUACCUUGAAAAAUCUUAAAUCAUUAAAAAGACACUAUAAAUUUAAUUACCAAAAACGUACAUCUAAGAAUUUAGGCUAAUUGUAUUUGAAAAUAUUUAAGAGACUGAGAUAAUCAUUUGCCUGUUGAAUCAGUUGAAGUUCACAAUUUGUUGUGUCUUAUCAGUGCUUAUAUUGCGUGUUAGGUCCUCAAUUAGAAACAGGUCAAUGUUUGGUAUU
Molecule: messenger RNA, 2459 nt
Organism: Macrosteles quadrilineatus (aster leafhopper)
Lineage: Eukaryota; Metazoa; Arthropoda; Insecta; Hemiptera; Cicadellidae
Product: mitochondrial nicotinamide adenine dinucleotide transporter SLC25A51-like
Exons: 4
Coding region: 318-1220 (300 amino acids)
Source: RefSeq, a predicted model, not a curated record